AUGGAGGAAUACUUACAGUACAUGAAGACAUUGCGUUCUCAGAUGAACGAUGUGGAGGAUCAAGCUGCGAAGGUCUCAGUGGAAGAGCAAAUGCAACUGACCACCAUUCAGACCUUGGAGAGCGAUCUCAAUUCUGCAAUAUCUGAAACAAAACGAUUCAUGGAAGACAUUGAGCAUAUGAAGAACACGAAGGGUCAAAUAUGUUCACUGAUUUUGAAGAAACAGAGAAAGAUAGCUUCUUUGGAGUCUGAUUCAUCCACCCUUAUCCAGACUUUGGAGCUUAUCGAACAAGAGAGGACCAACUUAUCUUCCAAGCUUAUAGAAAAAAGCACUUACUACAUGAAGGUUAGAGAGGAUAUCAAUGCCAAAUUGCAGCAACACCAGGAUUGGGUCUAUUCUCAUCACACUCAUAUGGAACUGGGAGAGGAUGGAAUGGUUAAGGAGAGAUCUGAUGAGCAAAGAGGGAAGGCUAGCUUUGAUAACCACCUCAGCAUGGGCAAUCAGGGCAAUGAUGCAAGGAAGAACCUAAUGGCCAUAUUGGACUCUGCUAAAGCCAAGCUUGAUGAGAUUUUAAAGAUGAAAUCUGAACUUGUUAUAGAAAACCGCAAGAUGAAACAGGCUAUUGAGCAAGCAAAUUGCAGGGAAAAUGAUUUUAAGCCAGAGCUAAGGGCAAUGGAUGUAAACACCCUUGAAGAGGAAUACGAUGCCCUUCUAUCAGAUAAAGCUGGAGUAACUGAAUACCUGAAGUCUCUGCAGGACCAAAUUGAGAAACUGAAGGAAAUAUCUCAUGUGGUUAAAUGUGCUUGUGGAGAGGAAUACAAAGUGGUAGUGGACUUUUGUGUAUAA
Messenger RNA from Prunus armeniaca (apricot), 846 nucleotides. The record is from the annotation of a GenBank genome assembly. Lineage: Eukaryota; Viridiplantae; Streptophyta; Magnoliopsida; Rosales; Rosaceae.